AUGGAAGAAGAAUACCCUUUUAAUGAUAUGGUUUCAGCACUUGCAUGCCUAGACAAUUCUCCGAAUCAUGACUCUUCGAGUUUAGACACUGAUGAUGGUGUUGCAUUUCUGUCGUCAAAAAUGU
Racocetra persica is the source of this 124-nucleotide messenger RNA. The record is from the annotation of a GenBank genome assembly. NCBI's taxonomy places the organism in Eukaryota, Fungi, Glomeromycota, Glomeromycetes, Diversisporales, Gigasporaceae.